This is a messenger RNA of Musa acuminata subsp. malaccensis (wild Malaysian banana), 2787 nucleotides long. The record is from RefSeq and is a predicted model, not a curated record. NCBI's taxonomy places the organism in Eukaryota, Viridiplantae, Streptophyta, Magnoliopsida, Zingiberales, Musaceae.
CCGAAAUGCCCAUGGAACAAAUACGAACGCCGCGUUGAAUCCCUAAUCUUGUCGAGCUGGAGCGUCUCCUACACCGCCGCCCGCCUCGACGACAUCCUCCGCCCCGGCUGGCCGUGGGUUCCGAGUCGUGGCCCUCCGCCUGCUUCGACCGUCGGAGGGGCGGCCCCAACGCCGCAAUCCUUGAGUCCUCUGCGAGGAGCGCACCGAGUCGGCAUCCAUCUCCCGCUCAGUAUAGGUUAUUAGACAGCUCCUUGCUUCUCUACUUUUCAUUGGGACACAUUACCAGAUAGAGGAGGAAAAAUUCCUUCAAAUGGUGUUGGUCGCAGCUGGUGAAGAACUUCUUAUCAUCCAUCGCACCUUUAGUUUUAAUCUCAGAAGCCUACCCAUUGUCCAAGAAAUUGGUGACUUUUUUUCUCGCAUCAUCUCCCAGCCACCCGAUCUUGUGGAACAUCAGAGGGCUUCUGUGCAAUCACCUUCUCUAGUUGAUGACCAAAGCCCUGCACUGACUAUCGAGGAACCAUACAAGAUUAGUGUUAGAGAGUGGCUCUCGAAAGACAACAAGCAUGAUGAUUAUAAGGACAAUAAUGAACCACCUGCUGUUUUCAAUGUGUUGGAUACGGUACUUGUCCAUACCAUGGAGCGAAUGAAGAAGUUAAGGGAAAGCAUUACAAUUGUUGGAAGAUGUAGUUUGUUAGAAGGCAUUGCCAACGUGGUGUGUUCUGAGGAUAGUCGCAGAGCUGAUAAUAGUGACUUUGUAUUGAUUAGGGUAUUGUGCACUGAAGGAAAAGUUUUAGCUGCUUUUCAGCUUCAUAAUGAAUUAUAUAGGAGCAGUGUUGCCCUAGAUCUGCAUACAUACAAUUUCCUCGUAAAUGGACUUUGUAAGAUAGGUAGCUUGUCUGAGGCUACUUGGCUUCUUGAAGUUAUGAACAAUAUGUGUGCAUUCCCAAAUCAUGUGACAUACAAUACUCUAGUGGAUGGUUAUUGCCGUUGGGGUAGUGUGGACAGAGCUCUAAGUCUUGUUUCUUCCAUGGCAGAAAGUGGAGUUAGACCCAAUGUAGUUACUUGUAAUAUACUUGUUCAUGCCUUUUGCAGUAGAGGCCUCCUGGAGAAUGCAAAGAAACUUCUUGCAGAUAUAUUGAAUGAGCAUGAGUCUGCAAAUUUAGUUACGUCAACAAUACUCAUGGAUGGAUUCUUCGAAAAAGGCGAUGCAGACCAGGCAAUUAACAUGUGGAAUGAAAUGUUGAAGAGAGGUAUCGAAGUUGAUCGAAUUGCAUAUAAUGUUCUAGUUAAUGGAUUUUGCUUGAUGCACAAUACAAAACUUGCUCAAAGAUAUUUUUCUGAGAUGUUCAAGAAGGGCUUUUUACCAGAUGUAGUGACUUUUAAUAGUCUUAUAAAUGGCCUAUCUAAAAAUGGGAAUAUGGAUGAGGCUUGUGAUAUGUACGAUAAGAUGUCUUUGUCUGGUCUUCUUGCUGACCAAAUCUCAUACAACCUGAUUAUUCGGGGUCUUUGCCAACAGGGUGACAUCUCAAAAGCUGUAGAGUUUUUGCAUAAGAUGUUAAGUCAUUCCAUAGUCCCUGAGCCUCGUAUUUGGAAUCUUAUCAUGAAUGGUUAUGGAAGGGUUGGUGAUACUAAUAGUGCUUAUUCAAUAAGAAAUAUGAUGACAGCAACAGGUGUUGUUCCAAAUACCUUCACAUUUAAUGCACUGAUUCAUGCUGAAGUAAAGGGAGGAAAAAUUGUGCAUGCUUUAAUGCUGAAGCAGGAGUUGCUCGAUUCUGGGCUUUUUCCUGAUGUUGUUACUUAUAAUUUGUUGAUUAGUGGUGCAUGUAGGAUUGGCCACACUUUUUUCGCUAGAGAGAUGCUCCUGGAAAUGCUAAAUAGAGGAUAUCAACCUGAUAUAAUAACUUACACAGAAUUGAUUAGAUGCCUUUGUUUAAAAGGGAAAUGGCAGCAAGCUCAAGAAAUUCUCAACAAGGUGCAGGAAUCUGGCUUGGGCAUUGAUCAUGUGCCAUUUCACAUUCUUAUUAAACUGUACUCCAAGAUGGGAAAAGUAAUGGAAGCACUUGAGCUGUAUGAGGAAAUGACUACAAAGGGUAUUUUGGGCCGCUAUUCUAUGUAUAAUUCCCUGUUUAUUGCACUUAGAAAGAAAGGAUAUCUCUUGGAAGCAAGUCAAGUAUAUAAGCAGAUGGAUAAGCUUUUGCAAUGCAGAAGAAAAGAAGAUGGUUGAAUCUUAAAAAAACACUGAUUGUGCGAGUUAUUCUCUCCAUAAGAGGGGCAUACUAUUGGCUGUUACAGCUAUGGAGAAGCAGCUCAUCUGUCUCUUGCCUUCUGAUAUGGUUAUCUGGAGCCAUCAUCUGGUCAAUGAAAUAUGUUCCCAGAAAGUUCAUCAACAGAAAUAAUCUCAGCAACAAUUUUGGUCUCCUAUGGGCCAAAAUGCUAGAUGUUCUUUCAUUUGCAAAGAUUGAUUGGCAAUUGAUAAGAAUUAAUUACAGCUGAAAAGCGACAGAAGCUAUGUGGAGCUGCUAUCUGAAGAUGCCUCUGAAUUCUGAAGCUUGGGAAACCCACAAGAGAAUGCUUUUAGAAGUUCAUUAAUCUUUGUUAAGCGGUUGAUGGUUUUGCUGGGAAUCGAAAAGCUCCGCUAUAAGACAAUAUAGAGCCUGUGUGGGAGGUAAUUCCAUGUCAACCAGAAUUACUGUUUCCAUGCUACCUCAAACAUGUCUCACCAUUCUUUGUUCACUCUUUUAAAGGUCCUCUUUGGACUUCUAUAUUCCAAUCAGCUAAUUCUUGAAA